AUGCAAGCCGCUUCCCGGACACUUCCGAACGCCCGAACCGGUGCAUCGCGGACGCCCAACGUCCGACGGUGGACACUGGUCGGUCUCGGCGUGUCCUGCGUCGCGCUCGGCGCGAUCGGGGCGGUCGUUCCCGGUCUGCCGACGACCGUGUUCCUGAUCGCGGCCUCGUGGUGCUUCACGCGGAGUUGCCCGUGGCUCGAGGACCGGCUCGUCCGGAAUCGGUUCUUCCGCCCGUACCUGCGCUUCCUGGACUCCGGCGAGCCGAUGCCGCGUCGGGUGAUGUGGACGUCCCUGUCGCUGAUGUGGAUCGCGAUCGCGGUCAGCACGGUCCUGCUCGUCGUGAGCGAUGCCUCCAUCGCGGUCGUGGUGUGCGUGCCGCUCUCGGGUGUUGUCGGGACGGGGUUCAUUAUUCGGCUCGCGAGGCCUGCGGCGCGUCCGCGGCAUGAGAUCGGGGCCUGCUGCCCGUUCAAUCCGAGCCGCGCCGGCUCCACGCCGGGCUGA
Molecule: messenger RNA, 501 nt
Organism: Symbiodinium necroappetens
Lineage: Eukaryota; Dinophyceae; Suessiales; Symbiodiniaceae
Source: the annotation of a GenBank genome assembly